Pecten maximus is the source of this 1125-nucleotide messenger RNA. Its product is annotated as biogenesis of lysosome-related organelles complex 1 subunit 3-like. Bases 49 to 630 code for a protein of 193 amino acids. Gene Ontology annotation, cellular component: BLOC-1 complex. The record is from RefSeq and is a predicted model, not a curated record. NCBI's taxonomy places the organism in Eukaryota, Metazoa, Mollusca, Bivalvia, Pectinida, Pectinidae. The transcript is spliced from 6 exons.
UUUUUGUGACAGUGGUUAGUUUCAUUUCGUGGGAGGAGAACUAUUGCGAUGGAACCUGCUGUGCAGACAGUUGUCCCCGGUGAAGCUUCCGAGUCGGACGACGAUGAAGUUGAUGCUACAGUGACGAAUAAUACCACAGAUCCUGAGCAGACUGUGGUAUCUGGAGAAGCUUCAGAGUCUGAGGAUGAUGAAGCAGAUGUCCCUACUAAACAGGACAGACCAGAAUUUCCUCCUCUAAAAGUGGACACGAAUGGUAAAGGAGACAAUGAUGAUAUCAUUUCUGGAGACCAAUUGUCAACCUCUACCUCCCCAACUCUAAAGUCAGCUGAUGUCUAUAGACCUAAACAUGACACCUUGCUCCAUAGGAAAUUAAGGGAGAGGAAUACCUCAUUGAGACGCCAUAUUGUUGAUGCUGUUCACCAGGCCUAUCAAACGUCAACUAAAGACCUCCACAACACGACACAGCAACUCCACAAAUCACAGAGUGUUGUCAUGGAUAUUUCCCACAACAUGAGAUUACUGACUAAUGACCUGUUUUACCUGGAGGAUAAAAUUGACAUCAUAACAACAUGUAAAAUACUACCAGACAUCAACAUUGCUGUGCCUAGUACUUCAAAUCCAUCAACAUAGUCCUGUCAGACAUCAACAUUUCUGUAUCCUGGUACACUCAUACACAUAUAAUGACACGAACAAAAAAAAUGGCUGCAGUUUUAUGGAGAUAUAUAAUAUUGUACACUUGUAUUUAUAAAAAACUUUAUAAUAAUAUAUUUAACUGAUCACCAAUUUAAAGAAUUUGUUUGUUUUUUUUUUUUUUUUUUUUUUGUAACAUUCCUAUGUUAAUUGUUAUUUUUUUACAGUAAAUACUGUUGUUUGUAUUAAUAUGUCACAUGUGACUCAUGAGAACAUGUGUUUAUUAGCCUUCCAUCAUCAGAUGGUUGGCUGUUUGAAUUGUCUUUCGUCCUUGAUCUAGAACAGUCAAUGUAUAAUCAGCACUUAAUUGUUAGAUUUGAUAUGUACAUAAUUAUAUCCCUUAUCAAAUGUUUAAACAAAAAGUAAUUUGCCAAAGGCUUUGAAAUUGAGGAUGAUUAAUUCAAAUGUGCAAUAUGAAUAAAAAUAUAAACAUUA